Struthio camelus australis is the source of this 6311-nucleotide messenger RNA. The record is from RefSeq and is a predicted model, not a curated record. NCBI's taxonomy places the organism in Eukaryota, Metazoa, Chordata, Aves, Struthioniformes, Struthionidae.
AUGAUUACUCUAAGUGAAAAACUGAUACUGGAUUGUAGCAAAGGGAUCUCGAAAGUUGCUCAGAUUCUUAAAAGUGGAUUUGGUUCUCCAAACCUCUGUGCUGUGCUACAGCAUGCUUCAAAGCAAAAGAUACUUUUGAAAUCAGCUUUUUCACUUCCAGAUCUUACGGAGCAGUUUUCACCUCCUGAUGUUGCUCCACCAAUCCUUAUCAAGAUAGUGGAGACAAUUGAAAAGAAAGGUCUGGAGUGUUCGACUUUGUAUGGAACACAAGGCUCAAGCAGCACAGCAGAAUUAAGACAAAUUCUUGAAUGUGAUGCCUCUUCGUUGGAUUUAGAAACAUUUGAUGUGCAUACUUUAUCAGACGCUCUCAAGAGGUAUCUCCUGGACUUGCCAAAUCCCAUCAUUCCAGCAGCUGUUCACAGUGACAUGAUUUCUGCAGCUCAGGAAGUGCAGAGCUCAGAGGAAUAUGCUCAGUUGCUGAAGAAACUCAUCAGAGCUCCAAAUAUACCUCCCCAGUAUUGGCUCACACUCCAAUAUUUGCUCAAACAUUUCCUCAGACUUUGUCAAGCCUCCAGCAAAAAUCUCUUGAAUGCAAGGUCUCUAGCUGAAAUUUUCGGCCCUCUGCUUUUCAAAUUCCAGAUAGCAAGCUCUGAUAAUACUGAACACCACAUAAAAAUCUUAGAGGUUUUAAUCACAAGUGAAUGGAAUGAGAGACAGCCUGUACCAGCACUGCCGCCUAAGCCACCAAAACCUAAUACUGUAACUAACAACGGUAUGAAUAACAACAUGUCAUUACAAGAUGCUGAAUGGUACUGGGGAGAUAUUUCAAGAGAAGAAGUAAAUGAGAAGCUUCGAGACACUGCUGAUGGUACCUUUUUGGUACGAGAUGCUUCAACCAAAAUGCAUGGGGACUACACACUUACACUAAGGAAAGGAGGAAAUAACAAAUUAAUCAAAAUAUUUCACCGAGAUGGGAAAUACGGCUUUUCUGACCCAUUAACUUUCAACUCUGUGGUUGAGCUAAUAAACCACUACCGGAAUGAAUCUCUAGCCCAGUACAAUCCUAAACUGGAUGUAAAAUUACUCUAUCCAGUAUCUAAGUACCAGCAGGAUCAAGUGGUGAAAGAGGACAGUAUUGAAGCAGUGGGGAAGAAAUUACAUGAAUAUAAUACCCAGUUCCAAGAAAAAAGCCGAGAAUAUGACAGACUCUAUGAAGACUAUACAAGAACAUCUCAGGAAAUUCAAAUGAAAAGAACAGCUAUUGAAGCAUUUAAUGAAACGAUAAAAAUAUUUGAAGAGCAGUGCCAGACACAAGAAAGAUACAGUAAGGAAUACAUUGAAAAAUUUAAACGUGAAGGAAAUGAGAAGGAAAUACAAAGAAUUAUGCACAACUAUGAAAAAUUGAAGUCUCGAAUAAGUGAAAUUGUGGACAGCCGACGAAGAUUAGAAGAGGAUUUAAAGAAGCAGGCAGCUGAAUAUAGAGAAAUAGACAAGCGUAUGAACAGCAUUAAGCCAGACCUCAUACAGCUGAGGAAGACAAGAGACCAGUAUUUGAUGUGGCUGACUCAAAAAGGUGUUCGGCAAAAGAAGCUAAAUGAAUGGCUGGGCAAUGAAAAUACGGAAGACCAAUACUCUAUGGUAGAAGAUGAUGAGGACUUACCCCAUCAUGAUGAGAGAACAUGGAAUGUGGGAAAUAUCAAUAGAAGCCAAGCUGAAAAUCUGCUGCGAGGAAAGCGAGAUGGAACGUUCCUUGUUCGAGAGAGCAGCAAACAAGGCUGCUAUGCUUGCUCUGUUGUGGUGGAUGGAGAGGUAAAGCACUGUGUGAUAAACAAAACACCUACUGGGUAUGGAUUUGCAGAGCCAUAUAACUUGUACAACUCACUCAAAGAACUGGUGCUACAUUAUCAACAUACAUCACUUGUGCAGCACAAUGACUCUCUCAAUGUCACACUAGCCUACCCAGUAUAUGCACAGCAGAGGCGAUGAAGAUCUUAAUACUCUGGGUUGUUUGGUUUUUUUUCUAAAGAAAAGAUUUGACAACACUGAGGCCUCUGGAGAGAGAAGGCUCCUUUCAGCCUUACUCAAGAAUUUGAGCUGCAGUAUCAAAGCUAUCUGUCUUCAGAUGGGACUAGAGCUUUUCUUCACAACUGCAGUGGGAGAGAUCACAGUAUUAAGCUGUGAACGUAUGUUUCUAAUCUGAAGUGCUUUUUUUUAAUUAAGAAAAGAAAAACACAAGAGAGAGAAAUCCUAACCUGAUCUCCCUGCAGGGACAUAGAGGCCUUUAACCAUGGUGCUUGUUUACGACCACUUCUGAAGCUUUACCAGCUAGAACGUUGGAUUCUGCGGACCUCAGGUGUAAGAGGUCUUUGUGAUCUGAUUAUCGGAAUGUCUUGGUCGCGACCUGGUUUGGAUUUGGUGUUGCUGCACUCAGUGGAUCCAGACACAACGCAUUGUGGAUUUUUUGGAUUCUGGUGAAAGAUAUGUAGCAGAACGGCACUUUCAUUUAUAAGGGACACUUUAAAAGGACUUCAGUUACAGUAUGUUGUUCAGAGGAAUCGUAAUAGCGAAGUGCCAGGAAGUGUUUUGUUUAGACAUUUAAAAACCCUGUUUUAAGAAUAUAUUUAAGACUGAAGAAAACAGGACUUUCAAUGGCAUACAGUAUAUAAUAAUGUAAAUAGUAUUGGAUGACUAACUAUCAUUGAUGGAAACUAUCAAUACCAAACUGCUUCUCUUUUCCCUUUUCUGUUUGCUGAAAGCUGAAUCCUUAGACCGUGCUAUGCAAUACUAAAUUUUCUUUAGGCUUUAGUCCUGUCUCAAGCAUAUCUACAGGUUAAGCUUGUUUUUCUUUCUUCUUUCCUUGCUUUCUUUUUCUUUCUUUCUUUCUUUUGCCUGAGAAUAUUUUUCCUGAUGAUAAUUUUUUGUUAUUCAUUUUGUUGUUUGUUUUUUUAAAAAGAAAUGUACAGGAAGCCAGCAAGAGUUGGCUUCAGAAUUAAAACUAUGAAAUAUUUUACAAUUUUCUUUGUAUAGAAUAUUGAGCUACUAGCUCCAAGUUUAAAAAGUUCAUAAUUUUUUUUUGACUAAAUAUUUUGUUGGGCAGUGCCUGAUAAGCUUCAAAGCUGCUUUAUUCAAUAAAAAUAUAUGAACAUUACAAAAUAUCAUUGAGUCCAACAAUAUUGUUUCAGAGAUAUCCUUAGAAUACGGUACCGUGCUAUGUUUGCUUCAUGAAGCAUUUUGAACUUCUGUCUUGAUUGUCUUUGUAUUUGGAAGAGGAAAAGUUGUAUAUCCUUUUCUGAUAGUGACUGCAGAAAAAACAAAGGAAAAUUUGGCUAUGAGGAGAGAGAGUUUGAAUUUCAGAGUGAAUCUGCUCUUCAUAGUAAAUAAAUCACAUCUUGACCUACUGUGGCAGAAUUUUUGUUAGCAUGUCAAGAUAUUUUCAUUUCAUAUGAAGGAAGUUUCUCUAAACUGUUGCCUAGGAUUUUUUUUUUUUUUUGUAUUAGUGUUGUGAAAAAAGCGCUUUCCUUUGCUCAGAACAAUUAGAUACAACAUAGAGCUAAUUACAAUUGGAAAACCUUUGUUUUAAAAAUAUCAUCAGGCUGUCAAAGUUAACAUUCUGGAUUUAUUUUCUUAAGCUUAUGGACUGAGGCAAUAUCAAAGUGAACACUUUUACCAUUCAGGCACCAAAGACUUACAGAAUUGUGGUUCUGUUAAAGGAAACAAAUAUAUGAAUCCCACUAACACAAACUUAUUAGGAAUUCUGGGGCUAUUCACUGUGGGUGGCUUGAAAUGGUUAUUAAUUUCCUUAACCAUACUGAGUAAAUUCACACAUUACAAACUAAUAAAGUAAUGAUAUUCAGAGAAAUCUUGGAAAAGUUUUGACUAAAUGAAGAUAAGAGUUUAUUCUUCCCUUGAGAUGCAAAGGGAAAACCCAUUACUAUUAAAGGCAGUUGCAUACACAAUCAAAGGAGUAAGACCCACGGAGUUCUCUCAUAAUAGCUCCGUUUUAGAAAUAUAUGUUUUAAGACAAAGUAUGCAGUACUUAUUAAGCUAUUGGAAAUAAUAGGAAAUUUGCCAGUCACCAAUAGUUUUUAUGUUAUCUCUUAAUUUUUACGUUAUCCCUUCAUUUCUGAUGCUGUAAGGCUUUUGUUUUUAUUUGGAUUUUGUGCUAUUUUUGGUGGAUUGUUCUUGCUUUCCUGUAGAUGUAUUUUCUUACUGAAACUUAUAUCAGGAAACAAGAUUCAAUCAACAUUAAAGUAUCAAGAUAAGUCAUCACUUUAAAAAUUAUUGUGAAUUUUUUUGGAUAGAAUUUUGGUCUUCAUCCCUUCCCUUUCUCAUUCUCCCCCAGUCAGGUGUCUCAGGAUAGGAGCAUGUGAAUUUGGUUUUCUAGUAACUUUCUUCUACUAUUACAGGCACCAACAGUUAUUCUAGUGUGACGGUCAUACUGCUGGGCUUAAAGUUACAAAUUAGUUCAAUAUACAACAAUUUAACACCUGUAGCAAUCCAAAGUAUUCCUCUGAUGUAUAUUAAUUUUUGAAAUUUUAAGCAUAAAAUUGUACUUUUUUCUCUAUAGGAAAAUUGUACGCAAUUGGAAUUGAUGUUUCACUUAAUAUUUCUCAAGAAAUUUUAUGGUAGUUUUGGAUCUAAGUUUGGAUCUAAAUUUUUAGCAUGCCCAGCCUAUUAUGGGAUACCGUUUGUUCUUCUGUCAUGCCAUACUGCUUCACUUCAUCUGUGGUUGUAGCGAAGAAAAACUAGUGUUUUUGCAAAUUUGGCACUUGCUUUUCUUCCAUAAGAAACAGUGAGUCAAGCACUGCGUUGCAAGGAUUAGUGUUUAGAGAGUCUCAAGUCCUGCCUGUGCAGGGUCCGUGCAAUGCACAAGGAUCACUUAAACCCUCAGAGUGGGCAUGCGAGGGACUUGUGUGGUACCCAGGCAUUGGGUGGCCUCUGCAUUUCCCUUCUUCCACAACGCACAGCACCGCAUCCUGCCAAAGGCCCUGUCCACUGCGGAGCUGUUUUUCCUUAAUAUACCAUAUUGCUCACUUCAGUUUUGAUUUGAUCUAAAACAGACUAUUUAUCAGGGAAAAAAAAAAAACAGGUGAAUAUCACUGAAGAAACGUGGUGCUUUUCUGUAUUUCUAUUGAUAUAUAGUGUUUCCAUCUAAUGUGGUUCAGGAGUGGGAUUUGGUUUAGUUUGGUUUUUUGGUCUGGGGAUUUUUUUAUUUUAUUCUAAAUCCCUGAGUUAUGCUGUCCUGCAGCAGCACUUUCACAAGGCUUUUGAAAGGUAUGACACACAGCACAGAGAACCUAGCACUCCCAAGCAAUAUGAGGAAAAAUCAUGCGAGUUUUUGAUUUCUUUUUAAUUUGAAAUUUGAACGUGAAGGUUUGGGGGUGUGCGUGUUUGUGUGCGUAAGCACACACACAUGCCAUGUGUAUGUAUUAAUAGAUCCUAAUAUAGGCCCAUUUGCACCAAACAUAAUCUUUUUGCUGACUUCAGUAAGUGACAUCAUUAGCUUUGGUUGCACACAUGCACAUACACACUAGAUCUUGGUGUGUGCAGCAUGUUUCCAAAAGCAACUAAAAGGCUAAGUUUCUGUGCUUUUUUUUUUCUUUUUAAAGCUUGACUGUAUGGUUCACUUAUCUAAGAAAUCUUGUCAAACAAUCUGUAAAACCAAAUCUUCAAAUUUUCUAUUUGGUGUCAACUGUUCUGUAGUAAAGAAAUGGCUUUGUCUUGUAAUUGGCAAUGAAAUAAUAAUGCUUGGGAAAACCUUCAGAUGCUUCUAAUGGGGAAAACUUCUGCCGAUUUUCACACAGUGCUUUUGCUAUGCAUGUUAUUAAGUUGGGAAAGUGAAACCUGAUAUUAUUUUUUUCAGGGUCACUUUAGAAAUGGGCAGCUCAAAGCACAAUGCCUCCCAUGGGACAAGGUUCCAAAAUGCAACAUUUUAUGUAGAAUAAUCAUGUAUUUACUGCAGUAGAAGACUAAACUGGACUGUGUGAGUUGGUAACGUUACGUUGCACUUGUCCUAAUGAGACUGCAUUAGCUGCCCAAGAUGCUGCUAUUUUUUUUUUUAUUCUUGUUUUAAAAAUAAAGCUGUUCUGUUAAAUGUGUUUAAAACAUUGAGAUUACUUUGUUUCAAAAUGGUCUUUGAGGAGGUGGAGGGUAAGGUGGGUUGUAAAUUGCCUUUACAAGGCAACAAUGAAAACUUGCCUCCUUGAAAUUUUGUUCAAGCUAUAGAGUUGAUGGAGCUGUGUCUUGUUUUUAAGUUGCUUUAAAAAUUGUACUAAGUCUUCAAGCAGAAUAAAGGUUGUUUUGAAACUGCA